AUGAGCAGCAUAGAAGCAUUUAAGAAAUUUUUUGAGAUAUUGCAUGCUCAUAAGCCGAACAUAACUUUUCCUAUGAUUCAAGAAUCCGAUUUCAUGAAGUCCUCCAUUGAUUAUAAUGAUUCUGCUCACCAGUACGUGAACAACUUCACAGCAGUGUAUGAGUUCCCCGAACAUGAAUAUGCUCUUUAUCAAAAAAUAGCAGCUGGAUUCUUUUACAUACUGAUUAUGGUGGUAUCCUUUUUUGGAAAUUCUAUUGUGUGCGAAAUUUUCAUCUUAACACCAGCAAUGCGAUCAACCACUAAUAUUUACAUAGCCAAUCUCUCAAUUUCAGAUCUCUUAAUGACUACUCUAAACAUGCCUUUACGGCUUACUCAAUUCUGGAGCAAAAACUGGCCUCUGGGUUACGUCCUCUGCAAAUGUAUGCCUUUCUUUCAAGCUUUGUCAGUAAAUGUGUCAUCUUUUACAAUGGCUUGCAUUGCUUUAGAUAGAUUUGAAGUUAUAGCUUAUCCAAUGAAACCUCGGCCAGGAAUGACAGCUAUAGUACUAAAUAUUAUCUUUAUAUGGGCAAUGGCAGCUUCAUUUUCUCUCCCCUAUUCUAUAAUAGCUGACUUAGUGGAAGAAACAACUACUGAAAAAAUUAUACAUUGUAAAAUGGGAUACCCACAUCCUUCGAUGGAAUUCAGAAAAAUGAUGAGUCUUGCAAUGCUUUUUAUACAAUAUAUCAUUCCUCUUUCAAUAACGUUUUGGUGUUAUUGUAAAAUUUGUUACAUAUUAUACAAACGAAAGCUUAUCGGGAUGGCAACAGAAAGUCAAAUAAUGCGUCAGCGAGCUGCUAAGUGGGUUACUAUAAGAAUGCUUUUGGUGGUAUUCAUUGUCUUUGCGGCAUGUUGGUUUCCCUUUAAUAUGUACCACACUUACCAAGAUCUUAGAGGAAACGUUGGGUUUUUCAAACAUAAUUCUACUGUAGUGCUUACUUGCCACUUGAUAGCUAUGUUUAGCACAUGCUGCAAUCCCUUUAUAUACUGCUGGCUGAAUGACUCCUUCCGUAAAAUGGCAAAAGUAAAAUUUAAUUACAUUAUCCGAAACAUAUUCUGCUUACGAUUUUUUUACAUGCAUCCAAGAUACGCCCCUCAGUUGUACGAAGAUGACCAUGUACAUAAUUUAAAACAUUUCAGCAGCAUUACAAAAACCCUUUCUUGUAGCACGCAUUCUCAAACUCCGUCUCAUGUUGGAUCCGGAACCCUUGCGUUUCGGCUUCAUACAGAUGCGGAAAACCAAACUGUUCCCUUCGAAAUUUUUUCCUGCGACACUUCAUUGCCUAAUGGAAAUGAAAACAAGUCUUCUGUGUCUGCAUACCUUCUACAAGCAGACAUUGAGGGUAGCGACAGCACUGCCGAUGCCACUUCAAGUAGCGCAAAAGAAACUUGUGUCUGA
Messenger RNA from Uloborus diversus, 1434 nucleotides. RefSeq names its product G-protein coupled receptor 83-like. The transcript has a single exon. The coding region runs from base 1 to 1434 and encodes 477 amino acids. Gene Ontology annotation, cellular component: plasma membrane; neuron projection. The record is from RefSeq and is a predicted model, not a curated record. Gene Ontology annotation, molecular function: neuropeptide binding; neuropeptide Y receptor activity. NCBI's taxonomy places the organism in Eukaryota, Metazoa, Arthropoda, Arachnida, Araneae, Uloboridae. Gene Ontology annotation, biological process: G protein-coupled receptor signaling pathway.